Molecule: messenger RNA, 486 nt
Organism: Zingiber officinale
Lineage: Eukaryota; Viridiplantae; Streptophyta; Magnoliopsida; Zingiberales; Zingiberaceae
Exons: 1
Coding region: 1-486 (161 amino acids)
Molecular function (GO): nucleic acid binding
Source: RefSeq, a predicted model, not a curated record
AUGUGGGAAUCAUGUGGGAGGAAGAAUGCUGGCAUGGAAAGUGUUGCUGGCCGGAUAUUUCUGGCCCACUCUGUAAAAGGAUGCAUAGAGACUAGUGAACACCUGCUUGUCCUGCCAAAAACAUCAAAAUUUGACCCACUGCACAAUGGGAAGGUCAAAUUGGAUCAUGUUGGGGGCGAUUGGGUGGAAGAGCUGCCCAAUAUCCUUUGGGUGUACCAAACAACUCCCCGAGAGAGCACAGGGCUCAUCCCAUUCCAUCUGGUAUACGACAGUGAGGUGGUGAUACCUAUCGAGGUCAGGGUGCCCUCGGUUAGAAGAAUGCUAUAUGACCAGGGAAAUACCAAGCGGCGAUUAGCGGAGCUAGAUUUUAUUGGUGAAGUUCGUGAACGAGCGACCAUCCGAUUAACUACGUAUCGGCAAAAGAUGUGUCAAAACUAUGAUAGAAGGGUGAUGCCCCGAUUCUUUGGAGAAGAGGAUCUAGUUUAG